AUGGCUGCUAGCAGUCAGCAAAGCCUGAGAAAAGCUAUUGGGGCUUUGAAGGAUUCCACAAAAGUUGGAUUGGUGAGUUUAAACAGUGAUAAUAAGGAGGUGGAUCUUGCAAUUGUUAAGGCCACGAACCAUGAUGAAGCAUUGCCCAAAGAGAAACAUAUCAAGACUAUUUUUGAUGCAGUUUCAGCUUCACGACCUCGACCUGAUGUAGCUUACUGCAUUCAAGGUCUUUCCAGGCGUCUUGCUAAAACUCGUUGUUGGAUGGUUGCAUUAAAGACUUUGAUAGUUGUGCACCGUGCUUUGAGGGAAGUUGAUCUUACAUUUUGUCAAGAACUGAUAAAUUUUAGCCGGAGAAGUCUUAUGUUGAAUCUCUCUCAUUUCAGGGAUGAAUCAAGUCCAGUUGCAUGGGAUUAUUCAGCCUGGGUCCGUACAUACGCCUUGUAUCUUGAAGAGCGAGUGGAAUGUUUUCGCUUAUUGAAAUAUGAUGUCGAGAAAAGCAUCUUGAAAACUAAGGGACUGCAGACCGCCGACUUACUGGAACAGUUACCUUUCCUGCAACAGCUUCUCUUUCGCCUUCUUGGUUGCAAGCCAGAGGGAGCAGCUAUGUACAAUGGUUUGAUUCAUUAUGCCCUUUCAAUUGUUGUAAGUGAGAGUAUCAAGCUUUAUGUUACAAUUACUGAUGGCAUUCUCAAUUUAGUCGACAAGUAUUUUGAGAUGCAGCGCCACGAUGCCAUUAGAGCGCUCGAAAUUUAUCGCAAGUCAGGGGCUCAGGCAGACAGCUUGAACGAGUUGUUUGAGAUCUGCAGGGGGCUUGGUUUUGGGAGGGGGCAGAAUUACGUUAAAAUUGAACAGCCCCCUCCAUCUUUUUUGGCUGCCAUGGCAGAUUACGUGCAGCAGGCUCCUCAUUCUUUAGCGUUACAAAGUACAGCAAUUAGUGGUUAUCAGGGUGUUCCUGCUAUAGAAGCUCCGAAAGUAGUUGCUGCUGCUCCUGAAAGUGAUUUGUUAAGCGAUAAGCAAGAUACAAAUGUUAAAGAAGAAGCAGACCAAUCUGUGACACCUGAACCAAGGAGUGACCAAGGUGGAGCUGAUCUACUAGAUCUUGAUGUUAAAGACGAAUCCACGACCACCCCUGAACCGAGGAGCGGCCAGAGUGAGGUUGCAGCCACGCAUCAGAUUUUUGACCUUUUGGGCUUGGAUCAGCUAAACUCAGAAGCAUCUCAAUUGGAGGAGAAGAACUCCCUCGCGCUGGCGAUUAUCCCAUCCGGAUACCCGACGAAUUCUGGAAAUGACUUCAAUGAGGCCUGCCAAACUCUAGGUUGGGAGCUUGCACUUGUUACAGCACCAAGCUCUAAUGGAGCUGCAGUUGCAGAGAGUAAAUUGGCUGGUGGACUAGAUAAAUUAACGCUGGAUAGUCUAUACGAUCAAGCAAUGGCAAGCAGAGCGAAUCCAAAUGUGACACACAACAUGGGGGCGGUGCCUUCGAAUCCUUUCGAGUCUGCUAGCUGCAUUCAAGAUCCAUUCUAUGCCUCCAGCAGCAUUGCACCCCCAACAAUUGUGCAAAUGGCAGAUAUGCUUCAACAACAACAAAGUUUCAUAAGACAGCAACAACAACAGCUACUAUUAACUGGCCCUAGCGAAACAAACCCAAGCAGGAAUCCGUUUCUCGAUCAGAGUUUGCCGUCCCAGACUCCUCAGAAUCCCUUCUCUGGUUUGAUUUAG
This is a messenger RNA of Pistacia vera, 1719 nucleotides long. RefSeq names its product putative clathrin assembly protein At5g35200. Bases 1 to 1719 code for a protein of 572 amino acids. Gene Ontology annotation, molecular function: 1-phosphatidylinositol binding; SNARE binding; phosphatidylinositol-4,5-bisphosphate binding. Gene Ontology annotation, cellular component: clathrin-coated pit; clathrin-coated vesicle. The transcript is spliced from 15 exons. Gene Ontology annotation, biological process: clathrin coat assembly; clathrin-dependent endocytosis; vesicle budding from membrane. The record is from RefSeq and is a predicted model, not a curated record. NCBI's taxonomy places the organism in Eukaryota, Viridiplantae, Streptophyta, Magnoliopsida, Sapindales, Anacardiaceae.